Stylonychia lemnae is the source of this 1032-nucleotide messenger RNA. Lineage: Eukaryota; Ciliophora; Spirotrichea; Sporadotrichida; Oxytrichidae. The record is from the annotation of a GenBank genome assembly.
AUGCCAGCAAAAAUUUUCCUAGCAACUUCAAUCGUCGCCGCACUUUUUAUCGGCCUCUCCUAAGGAGUUCAACUUAGAACUAAGACUUCAUCAAUCAUAAAUUCCAAAUUACAAGCAGGUCUUCUUAACCAGAAAACAUAAGCUAACUCACAGAUUAAGAGACUUGAAGAACCUUAUGAGUUGGAACCUGAAGAUUAUCAGGCCCUCGAUGACCUUGCACUAUUGGCUUUCAGAGUAAGACACGUCAGUGGAAUGCAUGUAACUGCUUACACUUCAAUCUACUAAUUCUAGUCUGAAUAUAAAAAGCUAGCAAAAGGAGCAUUCUCUGAAAGAUAAAGCUUCUAAAGAUGGUUAAAUGAUGAAGCUGAAAGAUUGAGAUCUUUUGAAGAGGGAAUGGUCGAUAAACUAUUAAGUGAUAAAGAUCAGGAAGUAUAUGAAGAAAAAGAAGAUUUCGUUAGUCAAUUCCCUGAUUAUGAUCCAAAUGAAUGGCAUUUAUCUAAACUUGAAGCAAGCGAUAUCUACUCUCUUGUUGAUACAGUGACUUCAUACGAUAACUCCAUUGCCAUGAACGAUACUCUAACUGAAAUUGUUAACUAAGUUGCCAAUGCCACCUCAGAAGAUGAAUUCCGUCAAGCUUAUUAUCCUAUCCUUGAUAGAUUGUGGAGAAGAGUAGAUGAAAAUACUGAACAUCAUUAAAAAUAAUUGAGAAUAUAAUACGAGGGUGAGGAAGAAGAAGAAAGUGGAAAUUAUUCAAAUAACACAUACAACUACGACUCAGAAGAAAAUGAUACCUCAAACUAAACUUAAAAUAGUACUUUUUCAGGCAUUCAAAUAGAUGAACAGGAUAUGAAGCAUGUAAAUGGUUUGAUUGAGAAAGUUACUACUGAUGAGUACGAGGCUACUAAUCUCCUCAAUAGAAUUAUUGGUAUGGCUGAACAUGCUGAAACUUAUGAUUAAUGGUGGAAUGAAUACAUCACUCUAUACUGGCAAUUAGUUGAUGAGUUCGAAAAUAGAUAAAGAUAAAAUCAAUGA